Molecule: messenger RNA, 585 nt
Organism: Naegleria gruberi
Lineage: Eukaryota; Heterolobosea; Eutetramitea; Acrasida; Naegleriidae
Exons: 1
Coding region: 1-585 (194 amino acids)
Source: RefSeq, a predicted model, not a curated record
AUGCAUUUCACUUCAACUGUUACUUUUUGCUGUUUAUUACUGCUCUGUGCUAUUCUUUCUUCUUCCGUUAGUUUAGUUUACUCUCAAGAUUGUUCUAUUGAAAAGGAUGGAAUGAUUGUUGACUUGUCCCAAUCCGAUAACGGUCAAUCGGGAUGGCAAGUACCAGACUACAUUCCAGGAUCAUAUUAUAUGGUAAAUCUAUGCAAACCAGUCAUUCCAACCAAUGCUACAUGUGCCACCAAUCAUGGAUCCUAUCAAAUUGUUUACAUUGAUAAUUAUUUUCACAGAUGUUUAAAUAUUGGUAAACCAGGACCUAAAAUUUCACUUUUUGAUCCAUCAAAUAUUGCCCAUGGAAUUGUUGUGGAAUUUGACAUGAUUCUCAGUUCAAAUAAUGAAUUAUCAGGAGCUAAAUUUGAACUAGUUUGUGAUGAGAAGGUUGACUUUAAUGGACAUUACAUUGGAAAGAGUAAAAAACUCUUGAAAAAGGAGUACACCUAUGAAUUCAAGAUUAUUACCAAGUAUGCCUGUCCAAGAAGAAAACAAGCAUCCAAAAAUCCAAUUCUCAUCAGAGGUGCUUUUAAUUAG